GACAGCUGAAGGCUGUGUAGCUGUCGAAGUGUCGAAAGUGUUCGAUACGAAUUAAUCUAAAUUGAGGAAUUUUUGUGCGGCUCCGAUUUAAAUUUGUGUGGAUGGUGCUGUUUAGAACAUACAUAUGAAUUUCAUUAGAAUAUGUCCAGUUUGAAACUCGAGUAGAAGCAUGAGUGAUUGCUAUAUUUAAUUAGUCGUAUGUGGUCAUGUUGGAAACCAGGUCUGUUCGUGGAAUGCCAGAACCUUCUUGGCAGUCUAAAAGUAACUUUGGGACUAGAGUACCAUCUCACCAAAUGGCUGUUCCAAAUGCUCGACAUGGAAAAACAGGUCAGGACGACGUCUGUUAUGUUAUUGCAAAGUACGAUUAUGCUGCACAAGGACCUCAGGAAUUGGAUCUUAGAAAAAAUGAGAGAUACUUCCUUCUUGACGAUUCCAAACAUUGGUGGAAAGUUCAGAAUUCAAGAAAUCAAGCUGGUUAUGUUCCUAGCAACUAUGUCAAGAAAGAGAAACCAUCCUUAUUUGACAGCAUCAAAAAGAAGGUAAAAAAAGGUUCGGGAUCUAAAACUCUUCCUUCAAAUAAUUCACCAUCCAGGACAGUGGAUUCUCCAAACAUGGCAAGGCGACAGGCUGCUGAUCCUUCUGAAGCCAUUGGAGUUGCUGUGGUUAAAUAUAAUUAUCAAGCACAGCAAGCCGAUGAACUGUCAUUAUCAAAAGGGUCAAGAGUCCUAAUUUUAGAGAAAAGUAAUGAUGGAUGGUGGAGAGGUCAAAGUGGAAACCAAGUUGGUUGGUUCCCGUCCAAUUAUACCCAAGAGGAAGGAGAUGCUGAUGACACAUUCCACACUUAUGCUAUGGCUGAAAAUGUUUUGGACAUUGUUGUGGCACUAUAUUCCUUUUCUUCCACAAAUGAUCAAGAAUUAUCGUUUGAAAAGGGAGAUAGACUAGAGAUCAUCGACCGACCACCAAGUGAUCCGGAAUGGUACAAGGCAAGAAACUCCCAAGGACAGAUUGGUCUGGUACCGAGGAAUUACUUACAGGAGCUUUCUGAAUAUUUAACACAGCCCUAUCAAGAAAGGAACAAGCAAGAUAGGAUAGACAUAAUGGAAAGGUCACAGCAGCAACUGGUUGAUAAGCCUCAUUUAAUGGACAGGCCAUGGUAUUAUGGACCGAUAACCCGAAAUGAUUGUGAUAAUUUAUUGAAUAGACGAGGACAUGAUGGUGAUUUCUUGAUCAGAGACAGCGAGACAAACGUGGGAGAUUAUUCUGUAUCACUUAAAGCGCCUGGACGUAACAAGCACUUCAGGGUGCACGUUGAGGGCGCCCUCUACUGCAUAGGACAACGAAAAUUCCACACCUUGGAUCAACUAGUUGAUCACUACCAGAGAGCACCCAUUUAUACUAAUAAACAGGGUGAAAAACUUUACCUUGUACGUCCACUCCCAAAACCUGCCAAUGGAUAACCUUUUUGAAUGAAGUUGCAUAGUCUAAGUAGAACAAUAUUUGUGUGAGUGUUGUAUGAAUUUUUUUGCAGUAGCUCGUAAUGAUAAACUUGACGACUUUCUUGAAAUUCAUUCGAUUAUCUGGUCAUAAUAUUUGUGAAUAUGUUUAUUUUAUUUAAGUUAUUAUUAAUAAAUGUAGAAGAUGUACUUUGAAGCUACAUUUUCUGCAUAUUUGUGAGAUGGAUGAAUUGAGUAACCAUUGAUUGAAGUCUGAAGUGUGAUGAUUUUUAUUUCACUAAAUAAACUCAGUGCAAAUUA
Coccinella septempunctata (seven-spotted ladybird) is the source of this 1754-nucleotide messenger RNA. It is a transcript of the gene dock, whose product is annotated as cytoplasmic protein NCK1. The coding region runs from base 207 to 1457 and encodes 416 amino acids. Gene Ontology annotation, molecular function: protein binding. NCBI's taxonomy places the organism in Eukaryota, Metazoa, Arthropoda, Insecta, Coleoptera, Coccinellidae. The transcript is spliced from 7 exons. The record is from RefSeq and is a predicted model, not a curated record.